Messenger RNA from Stegodyphus dumicola, 682 nucleotides. RefSeq names its product dual specificity mitogen-activated protein kinase kinase 1-like. Gene Ontology annotation, molecular function: protein kinase activity; ATP binding. Lineage: Eukaryota; Metazoa; Arthropoda; Arachnida; Araneae; Eresidae. Gene Ontology annotation, biological process: protein phosphorylation. The record is from RefSeq and is a predicted model, not a curated record.
CUCUUGCUAUUUUAGAAUGGAGGUUCACUUGAUCUAGUCUUGAAAAGAGCUGGCAGGAUACCUGAAAAGAUUUUAGGAAAAGUAACUAUUGCUGUUUUAAAAGGUUUAAAUUAUUUGCGAGAAAAACACCAAAUCAUGCACAGAGAUGUGAAGCCAUCAAACAUUCUUGUUAAUUCAAGGGGAGAAAUAAAAAUUUGUGAUUUUGGUGUUAGUGGCCAGUUAAUUGAUUCAAUGGCUAACUCAUUUGUUGGGACUAGAUCUUAUAUGUCACCUGAACGAUUGCAAGGGACUCAUUAUACUGUUCAGUCUGAUAUCUGGAGUUUAGGACUUUCACUUGUGGAAAUGGCUAUCGGAAGGUAUCCUAUUCCACCACCUGAUAGCAAAGAACUUGCUGCAAUAUUUGGUUCCAGGUACACUGCAGAUCAGGAAUGUCCUUGUCCUUCACCAAGCUCAAAGAACAGGCCACACAAUUUAAAUGUUCCUACUGGUGAUAGUCCCAUAAUACUGUCAAUAUUUGAACUUCUGGACUAUAUUGUAAAUGAGCCUCCACCAACUGUACCAGAAGGAGUGUUUUCUAGUGAAUUUAAAGAUCUUGUGGAUAGAUGGUAAUAUGCAUUAGUAUUUAAAUAUUUGAAUUGCAUGUGCCUCAGGUGUUUGUGUUUUACUAAGACAUUGUUAUAGU